Molecule: messenger RNA, 2532 nt
Organism: Cicer arietinum (chickpea)
Lineage: Eukaryota; Viridiplantae; Streptophyta; Magnoliopsida; Fabales; Fabaceae
Product: two-component response regulator ARR1-like
Biological process (GO): phosphorelay signal transduction system; cytokinin-activated signaling pathway
Molecular function (GO): DNA binding
Source: RefSeq, a predicted model, not a curated record
GAAUCAACAUCAACGUGCAAGUGUAAGGCUUGAGGAUUUUCAACUUCAGAAUCAGACCCACAACUCAUUUUUUCUUUUUAAUUAAUAUAAAAUUAUCUACUACACUUCCAUUUCCCUUUUCUCUGUUUCUUCCACUUUUCACUUCCAUUCCAUUUUUCAAAUACAACAAAACUUGUUACUCUCUUUGUUUUCUUCCUGUCUUCUAUUUCGAUUUCUGAACCAUGAAACUUAACAACAAACUUUCCAUGCCAACCCCAACUUCUACUUCAAAUUUCGGUGACCUUAUCGCCGACCAGUUUCCGGCUGGUCUCCGUGUACUUGUUGUCGAUGAUGACCCUACCUGCCUCACGAUCCUUGAAAGAAUGCUCCAUUUUUGCCUCUACGAAGUUACAAAAUGUAAGAGAGCUGAGGUUGCAUUAUCACUUCUUAGAGAGAACAAAAAUGGGUUUGACAUUGUUUUAAGUGAUGUUCAUAUGCCUGACAUGGAUGGAUUCAAACUUUUGGAACACAUUGGAUUGGAGAUGGAUCUUCCUGUUAUUAUGAUGUCAGCCGAUGAUGGGAAAAAUGUGGUAAUGAAAGGUGUGAGACAUGGUGCUUGUGAUUACCUAAUCAAACCGGUGCGAAUCGAGGCUUUGAAGAAUAUAUGGCAGCACGUGGUUAGGAAGAGAAAGAAUGGUCGUAAAGAUGUGGAGCAAUCCGGUGGAUUAGAUGAUGGAGAUCGACGACAAAAGGCGUGUGAUGAUGUUGAUUACUCGUCUUCAGCUAAUGAAGGCAAGAGCUCGAGGAAGAGGAGGGAUGAGGAAGACGAUGAAGCGGAUGAGAGGGAUGAUUCUUCCACGUUAAAGAAGCCACGAGUUGUUUGGUCUGUUGAGCUUCAUCAACAGUUUAUGGCUGCUGUGAAUCAAUUGGGAUUAGACAAAGCUGUUCCUAAAAAGAUUAUGGAAAUGAUGAAUGUUCCGGGACUCACUAGAGAAAACGUUGCUAGCCAUCUUCAGAAAUACCGUUUGUAUCUUCGAAGACUAAGCGGAGUUCCCCAGCAGCAAAGUAACAUGAACAAUUACUUUAUCAUGAGUCCACAAGAGUCAUCCACAUUUGGGGCAACUUCAAUAAAUGCAAUUGAUCUUCAAAAUCUCCCACCGCAAAGUCUAGCCAAACUUCAAUGGUCAACAGCAAAAGCGGGUGCGCCCUUUUCUCUAGUUGAGCAAAAUAACCUUUUCGGUUUUGAGAACUCAAAAUUAAGAUUUGGAGAAGGGCAGCUGCAACAUUCAAGCAGCAGUAAAUCGACAAACUUUCUACAUGGAAUCCCUACAAACAUGGAGCCAAAGCAGUUCGCUAAUUUGCAUCAGUCUGCACAAUCCUUUGGCAGCAUGAGUAUGCGAGUCAAUGCUUCUACUUCACAGAGAAGCCCCUGGUCAACACAGACAGCUCGGUUUCUACCAAGAGGUCAGAUGCUAAAUGAGAAUACAAAUUCUCAUGCUACAAGGUUUCCAUCAUCUUUGGUGCAGCUUGCAGGACCCAAAGGAAAUGUAAUUGUUGCUGAUACAAGCAACAUAACUCCUUCCUAUAAUUCAGUUUCGCAAAGGUCUUCAUUGUCGAGUUUUCCUAUGAACCAAACCACUGAAAUAUCAGUCAAUAGUUUCCCUCUUAGACGCACUCCAGGCAUCUCAAGUAUCAAUUCAAAAGGUGCGUUUCGUGAGGAAGCUACUUCGGGAAUUAAAGGGUCGGGCGGAUUAUUUCCAAGUUAUGAUAUUUUUAAUGAACUCCAUCAGAAGUCCAAUGACUGGGACUUGGCAAAUGCAGGCCUGACAUAUGGUGAUUCUCAUCAUGAAAAUCCUUUACAAGGCCAUCGUGGUGUUUCGUCUAUCCAACCGACAGGACAAGUUAGAGAUUCUACUUUGAUUGGAAAAACUUUGAUCUCCACUGGUGAUGGUAUGAGUCAAGGUAAUAUUCAAAAUUUUGGUCAACACAUCAAUACAUUUCUUGUUGACAAUAUCGUAAGGGUUAAAAGCGAAAGAAUUCCCGAUCCAAGUUCUGAGAUUAACCCUUUCUCCGAGCAAUUCGGUCACGUUGAUCUCAUGAGUGCACUUCUGAAUCAGUACGAAGGCGUUGGACCGGUUGAAAAUGAGUUUGACUUUGACGGAUAUUCCAUCGACAAUAUUCCUGUCUAGAAUAGAUCCUGCUAGUUCUCUUUCUAAUUGCAGUUGCCAAUGUAAAUAGUUGGUGUUCCUCAUGAAUCUAAUCAUCAUCAUGCAACUAGCUAGUUCAUACCUGAGUUUAAAUUGUUCAAAAUAUAGAAUUUAGUUGAUGUUAAAAAGUGUGAUUCUUGCAGUCCAACCUUUUCUAUAAUCUGUAUAUACAUUUCAAUUUAUGCUCACACCACAAUUAUCACCUCAUGACAUAGGGUCAAGUAUUGGUAGUUUUUUCAAAAUUGUCCAUGUAUGGAACAAGAAGUGCUUUUGGUUGCUGCCACAUAGAUGGUGUAGUAGUACUACUAUAGGUUCAUCAUGUAGUUGAAAAUUGGAUCUUUUCAAA